Gongylonema pulchrum is the source of this 822-nucleotide messenger RNA. The record is from the annotation of a GenBank genome assembly. NCBI's taxonomy places the organism in Eukaryota, Metazoa, Nematoda, Chromadorea, Rhabditida, Gongylonematidae.
AUGAGGCCGAGACGAAUUUCGGAAAAAACGAAAGAGUUAUUCAAGAAACGGCGAGCUUUGAAGAGGGAAGAUCCAACGGGACCGGAAUUUAUGGAAGUUUGUAGGCAGAUACGGGUGCAGAUGAAGAAAGAUUUCCAGCGGUAUAAACGUUGGAAAAGAGGGCUAGAUAUAUCAUCAUCGUCAGAAAGCAAUAGCGAAGAAGAGACGGACGAGGAAGACGUCCCGGAAGAGAACAAAGCAUUGCAAAAUUCCGAAUCUGAAGAUGAAGCUGAAUCUGAAACGAUGGAGAAGAGUGCCAAAAGCAAAGAAGCUCAGACGACUGGAUCUGAAGCAGUACAACAAAUGGUGAGUGCUGAGCCAGCAGCCGUAGAAAAAGAUUCUGAAAAAGUACCACCGGAGAUAUGUAGUGAAAAAAUAGCGGAGUCGAAAGAUGAUGUUUCACCGAAGGUAAUUGAAGGAGAACAAAAAAUGGAACAAUCAGGCUUGUCCUCCUGGACUACGCUCCCGGAAUAUGCUCAGAAGCAGCAAGGGGGUGGAUGUUGGACUAUGAUUCCGCAGCAUACCGAGAAAAUACAAGAUACUGCGGCAGAAGUAGCAGCAUUAGCUUCUGAAAGCAGUGCAGCAGAAGCAAUAACUUCUGGAAGCAGUACAGCAGCAGCGGCAGCAGCAGUAGUAGCAUCAGCUUCUGGGAGCAGUGUAGCAUCGGUUACCAAGCAGAAUGUCCAGGAAGAAAGUGCAGCAACAGCAGUUAGCAAAGCCGAUUCAUCUGGAUCGCUGGAAUGUGACACGGAGUUGCCGACGAUCAAGGGCAGGUAUGGAUGA